UACGCGGAGUUCUGUUUCCCUAGUUUUAUCCCGUUAAAAUCGAAAUGUGAAAAAUGUGUUAGUCUUCCGUUAGUGCUUUUCGAAGAGAAUUGUGACUUUUUGACAAGACAAUAAUUUUAAAUUGGUGAGUUUUCCUAACAUACUGACACAUAAUGAACUUCUUUUGUACAAUCCUGUUGAUUUUAUCAUUUGUGUCAAGAGCUUACAUUUAUGGCAAAAGGUAUUUAUUGUAUGACGUGUUCUAUGGAGAAGGUUUUAAUUUGAGACGUGAUGUUUACAUUCGCGUCGCCAAUACUGUACGUCUUUUAAGAGAUCCAAGUCAAAUACCAAAAUUUGCUUUGGAUAACAUUGAUGUCAAAGAAAAUUUAACUGGUGAUGAUUGGACAUUAGUUUUACCGCCCUGGGGUCCACUCCCUCAUUGGUUUAAUGAUAGAUCAUAUGAAAAAUAUACAAAUCAUAGUUAUUAUUUUAAUAAUUGGUCAGCGAUCCCAUGGUCAGUGUUUUUUGAUUUGAAUAGUCUUUCAUUAUUUAUACCAGUUAUGGAUUUAAUGGAAUUUCAACGCAGUGUUGAUUCAAAACAAUCUUCAUUGAACAAUAAAUCAUUCAAUUAUCCAUUGAAAAUUGAUUUAGCUCUUCAAUUAGUUCGUGGUGAUUUUCAUAAACAAUUAAAACAAUAUUCAAAUGUCAAUAAGCGUAAAGUAGAUUUUUGUCCAUUUGGAAUACGUGAAUUAUAUCGAUUAAAUGACUCAUCAACAUCAACAUCUAAUCAACCAAUGGAAUUAUUUGAAGGAAAUAGUUUUAAUUUACAAAAUGAUCUAUUACCAAUGAUCGCAUCUGAAUAUGAUUGUAUUACUGGCGAUUUAGAACCGAUUCAUUUAGCGCCAUUUUUAAUUCAAUUAAUUCAAAACUCUGAAAAGCCGAUUUCAACAUUAUACUUAGGCUCAGCUCAAUCAAUCAUACAUGGUCAUUGGAGUGAAUGGAGUCAAGAAUAUUGGACUGUACGUCGUAGUAUGACAUUUGCAAAUCAUUUACGUAAAACAGGUGAUCAUUAUCGUGAAACUUAUUUACAUUCAAAUGAUCUGUCAGAUCGUACAAUGCCACCGUUAUUCGUUGAACAUCUCGGUCCUGGUUCACAUUGGUUACAUCCGAAAUGGCCACUUUCACCAGCAUUCGGUGGACCAUAUGUAGCUAUUCAUUGGCGUCGUGGAGAUUUUAUUACUACUACAAGUACUACUACAAGUAAUCGUACCGCUACAACAACAGCUCAACACAUUUUAAAUACUAUCAAAAUAUUUAAUCAAUAUGAAAAUCAUCCAAUCGAUAGAAUUUACAUAGCCACAGACACUGAUAAAAAAGAACUUGAAAAUUUGAAAAGUCUCCUUUAUCCAUUUCAAAUAUUUCAUUAUGAACCAAAUGAAUUCGAAUGGAAAUUGUAUGGCCCAGGUGGUUCGGCAAUUAUCGAUCAGUGGAUUUGUGCACAUGCCAGAUAUUUUAUCGGGACCAGUUUAUCCACAUUCACAUUUCGUAUUGUUGAAGAACGUUCCAUUAUGGGCUUUUUACCAAAUACUACAUUAAAUAAUUUAUGUACCAAUGGAUCAAUACAUUUAUAUAAACCAAAUCAUUAUAACGCUGAAUCAUUUACAACCGAUUGUCAAUCAUUAACUGAAUGGCCAGUGAUUUAUGAAAAACAAUAUACUACUUUAUCAUUGCCAAUAUCCACAUCACAAAUGAUUACCGAUAAACAUAUGAAAGAUGAAUUAUAACGGUGGAUGAAUUUCUUCAACAUAUAUUAUUGAUUCAAUUAUUUACUGGCUUUUUGUUUCCUGCUUCCCUUGUGUAUAUAUGUAUAUAUUUGUUGGGGAUGUUAGAUUCCUAGAACUCAAUUGAUAAAUAAAGGUCCUAAUUUUGGAUUUUAUAUUUUCGAGCAUACGCCGAUCAGUUGACCUUGAGAUUAUAUUUCCCACCUGGAAAAUCUGGGUUGGUUUGGGUGCUUGUAGAAUAAUACAUACACUUUCUACGUUUUCUCAAGACUUCUUGAUCUACUUCUUAGUGGGUGGGGCAUGGGGACGCUCGGAUUAGAAUAGUCUAUCGUGUCACUGGAUCAUUUGUCUUCGCGCUCUCGUUUACCGAGUAAAUUGAACUGGUAAUAUAGUCUCAAGCAUAUCACAACUGGUGGCAAACAUAACAAUAUUCUUCUCCUACUUUUGUGGAUGGCUUUCAUGAUGAGGAUUACUGUUUUCUUCGUGUGUGUGUGUGUGCGAGUGCAUGUGUGCAUGUGCAUGACUUUAACUGAUACUGUGAAAAUUUCAGAUUUUCA
Molecule: messenger RNA, 2317 nt
Organism: Schistosoma turkestanicum
Lineage: Eukaryota; Metazoa; Platyhelminthes; Trematoda; Strigeidida; Schistosomatidae
Source: the annotation of a GenBank genome assembly